AUGCUUGACUUGUUAGAAACAAAAGAACAAAGAGAAGCUUUUCUCGACAGAUAUGACAAUUUCUUGUUUGAUUGUGAUGGUGUCUUAUGGGAAGGUAAUCGCAUGUUAGAAGGUGUCAAGGAAGCCAUGACUAUUUUGCGUGAAAAAGGCAAGCGUAUCUUUUUUGUAACAAACAACAGCACCAAGUCGCGUUCUUCUUUUUUAAAGAAAUUUGAGGGCUUUGGUGUCAAGGCAACAGAGGAAGAAGUCUUUAGUUCUGCUUUUGCUACUGCUUCCUACCUUAAGCAUGUCCUCAAGUUUCCUCAAGAUAAAAAAGUCUAUAUCAUUGGUAUGAAUGGUAUUCGUGAUGAACUGGCUUCGGAGGGCAUUCGUAGUUGUGGCGGUGAAGAAGACUCUGGAUUGUUUGAUAAUGAACCUGUUCCAGAUGAUAAAGAGGUCGGCGCCGUGGUGAUUGGCCUUGAUACACAAGUCAAUUACAAGAAAUAUGCCAAAGCAUUUGCUUAUUUGCAAAGAAACGAAGGAUGUUAUUUCAUUGUCACUAAUGAAGAUUCUACUUUUCCUCAACAUGGAUCAUUUUAUCCUGGUGCAGGAUCCAUUGCUGCUGUUAUUAUCAAUGCCCUUGGUAGACGUCCUGAUGCUGUCUUGGGUAAACCUGCUCAAAAUAUGAUGAAGGCUAUUUUUGCCGAGUACCAACUUGACCCUAAAAAGACAUGUAUGAUUGGUGAUAGAUUAGACACAGACAUUGAAUUUGGUGCUAAUGGUGGACUUGAUACUUUAUGUGUUUUGACAGGUAUCACUACAAAAGAGCAACUUUUGUCUCCUGAGAACAAGAUCAGAUCCACUUAUUAUAUGGCAUCUUUUGAAUGGAAGGAAGCCUUCUCUUUAUAUGACAAGAAGGGCAACAGUACUGUCUCUUCUGCUAACCUUGGUGACCUUUUAAGAGGCCUUGGUCAAAACCCUACUCAAGCUGAAGUUGCUGAACUCGUUAAGGAUACUGCUAAAUCUAAAAAUGUUCCUGAAACCCAAGAAUUUGAUAUUGAUUUUGGUACCUUUUUGUCUAUCCUUACACGUCCUGAUGGUUUCAAGCCUGCAGGUACAUCUCAAGAAUUUAUUCAAGGCUUCCAAGUCUUUGAUAAGGAAGGUGAUGGUUACAUCUCUGCUGGUGAAUUACGCUAUGUCUUGACCAAUCUUGGUGAGAAAUUAAGUGAAGAUGAAGUGAACGAACUUUUAAAGGAAGUUGAAGUUGGUAAAGAUGGUCGUAUCAACUAUGUUGACUUUGUUACUGUCAUCUUAUCCAACUAA
Gilbertella persicaria is the source of this 1302-nucleotide messenger RNA. Its product is annotated as HAD-like domain-containing protein. The coding region runs from base 1 to 1302 and encodes 433 amino acids. The record is from RefSeq and is a predicted model, not a curated record. Gene Ontology annotation, molecular function: alkaline phosphatase activity; phosphoglycolate phosphatase activity; calcium ion binding. Lineage: Eukaryota; Fungi; Mucoromycota; Mucoromycetes; Mucorales; Choanephoraceae. The transcript has 11 exons.